Gastrolobium bilobum is the source of this 1567-nucleotide messenger RNA. Its product is annotated as S-adenosylmethionine decarboxylase proenzyme-like. Gene Ontology annotation, cellular component: cytosol. Lineage: Eukaryota; Viridiplantae; Streptophyta; Magnoliopsida; Fabales; Fabaceae. The transcript is spliced from 4 exons. Gene Ontology annotation, biological process: spermidine biosynthetic process; spermine biosynthetic process. Bases 382 to 1512 code for a protein of 376 amino acids. Gene Ontology annotation, molecular function: adenosylmethionine decarboxylase activity. The record is from RefSeq and is a predicted model, not a curated record.
UCACAUUUCAUGCUCUCUUACUGUGCUUGACGACAGCGCUCCCAAGCUAUUUAAAGGGCAGUUUCAAGUCUUUGGUGACCAUAUCCGCAACUACUCCCAAAAAAUUGUUCCCCAGUAUAUUGGAGAAAUUUUAAGAAGCGUGAAUGUUGAAAUGGAGAGUAGUAGAUCCUUACAAUACGAAGUUCCCCUUGGCUACAGCAUUGAAGACGUUCGUCCCAACGGUGGCAUUGAGAAGUUCCAAUCUCCUGCUUACUCCAAAUGCAUGAGACAGCCAUCGUGAUAUACUUAUUUUUCCCCAUCAUUUUCUCCUUAUUAAAUCUUGUAUUGUAAUAUUCACAUAAAUAGUAGUAUUGGAGAGGUUUGGAUAUCAUAUACAGUGCCAUGGCUGUGAUCGAGAACCAAGCACAGUCUCCGAUUGGAUUCGAAGGGUUUGAGAAGCGCAUCGAGAUUUCAUUCCGCGAGCCACUAAUUUUCAAGGACCCUCAAGGAGUAAACCUACGGUCCCUGACUCGGUCUCAGCUAAACUCUAUUCUGGAACCCGCGUGUUGCACCAUUGUUUCUCACUUCUCCAAUGCCGAAUUGGACUCUUACGUGGUCUCUGAAUCAAGCCUCUUCGUCUACCCUUUCAAAAUCAUACUCAAAACUUGCGGCACCACCAAGUUGUUACUCUCAAUCAACCCUAUUCUCCACCUCGCAGCCUCUCUCUCACUCUCUGUUCUCGCCGUUAAGUAUUCACGCGGGACUUUUCUUUUCCCAAAUUACCAGUUUGCCCCUCACCGAUGUUUCUCUGAUGAAGUUGCCGUGCUAAAUGACCAUUUUCCCCAUCUCCAUGCCAAGCCUUCUGUAAUCGGCGAUCCUGCAAAUCCAAAUCGCAACUGGCACAUUUACUCGGCAUGCAGAGUGGAUGCCACGUCACAUGAUGUGCGCACUACUACUACCACUACUAAUAAUGUGGAGAUGUGCAUGACUGGAUUGGACCGCGACAAGGCGCGAGUGUUUUUCAAGGAAUCGGGAGGUGGCAAAAUGACCGAAAUGUCCGGGAUGUCGGAGAUUAUUCCGAGUCACGUGAUCUGCGACUUCGAGUUUGAUCCGUGCGGGUACUCGAUGAAUGGAAUCGAGGGUGCGGCGUUUUCAACCGUGCACGUGACCCCCGAAGAUGGGUUAAGUUAUGCUAGCUAUGAAGCGGAGGGGUUUGACCCUGAGUCAAUUGGUUUUGGGCCACUCGUGAGCAGGGUUUUGAGGUGCUUCCGUCCCACUGAAUUCUCUAUUGCUGUCACGUGCAAGGCAGGUGCCGAGGGUUGGGCCAUGUGGGAUGCUGACGUGGAGGGGUAUUAUUGCGAGAGUGUGGUGAAGCAGGAGCGGCCAGGGAAGGUGUGCAUAGUAUACCGAACGUACUCUCCUAAGGGGAGAGGGUGCGCAGUGCGCAUGCCCAAGAAAGCCACCAUCAAGUGCUGCAAGGAGAUGGAGAUGGAGAUGGUGAUGUUGUCGGAGGAGGUGGUAGUUUCUGCUUAGCGUUUUUGUUUCAGACAAAUGUCGUUUUGACCAUUUUGCUCAAAUGCUUUUGGGG